GUUGACGCGAAGGGAAAGGGUCAAACGUGAAAAUGGCUUCUCCGAAAACUGUUCCUAAAGAUGCACAGGUAGGAGUAAACAGUCUAAGGUACAAUUUGUGAAAUGUCAGUCUCAUUCAUUUAGCUACAGUGCCGAUGAGUGUUUAGUUAGAUGUCUAUUGUGACAGCUGAAUUAAAGUUUCUAGUUGAUUUUUGCAGGAUUGUGUCAAAGUUCGCUAGCUCACUCGCUAACGUGAGCUAACCUCGGUAACUAGCUAGGUAACUUAGCUACGCUAGCUGGUUAUUUAUUUGUCAGCUAGCUAACAUUAGAACUAGAAGAACGUACGCUCUAUUUAAAAUGUGUAUUUGUAGAGUAGCUGUCCAGCAAUAUAACUCCAUAUCAUUCUAACGUUAUUUGGUUGUUUUUGUGUAAUGGCAUCUACUUGCCUAUUGUAUUGGGAAUGUUAACUAGCUAGCUUGUUAGUUAGCAGGACAAGCUAACGUCAGCUGCUAACUGUUAUUGUUUUGUUAUUGUUUUGUAUGUGACCAUUUUAUUGGUCACAUACACGUGUUUAGCAGGUUAUUUCGGGUGUAGGGAAAUGCUUGUGCUUCUAGCUCCGACAGUGCAGUAAUAUCUAACAAGUAAUAUCUAACAAUUUCACAACAUAUACCCAAUACACAGAAAUCUAAGUAAGGAAUGAAUUAAGAAUAUAUACAUAUAUGGACGAGCGAUGUCAGAGCAGCAUGGCCUAAGAUACAAUAGAAUACAGUAUAUGCAUAUGAGAUGAGUAAUGCAAGAUAUGUAAACAUUUUUAAAGUGGGUAGUGUUCCGUUUCUUAAAGUGGCCAGUGAUUUCUAGUCUGCAGUGCCUAGCAAAAGUAUUCAUCCCCCUUGACGUUUUUCCUAUUUUGUUGCAUUACAACCUGUAAUUUAAAUGGGAUUUUUAUUUGGAUUUCAUAAAAUGGACAUUCACAAAAUAGUCCAAAUUGGUGAAGUGAAAUGAAAGAAAUAACUUGUUUCAAAGAAUUCGAAAAAAUAAAUAACUUUAAAGUGUUGUGUGCAAAUGUAUUCACCACCUUUGCUAUGAAGCCCCUAAAUAAGAUCUGGUGCAACCAAUUACCUUCAGAAGUUACAUAAUUAGUUAAAGUCCACUUGUGUGCAAUCUAAGUGUCACAUGAUCUCAGUAUAUAUACACCUGUUCUGAAAGGCCCCAGAGUCUGCAACACCACUAAGCAAGGGACACCAACAAGCAAGCAGCACCAUGAAGGAGCUCUCCAAACAGGUCAGGGACAAAGUUGUGGAGAAGUACAGAUCAUCUUGGGUUAUAAAAAAAAUAUCUGAAACUUUGAACAUCCCACAGAGCACCAUUUAAAUCCAUUAUUAAAAAAUUGAAAGAAUAUGGCACCACAACAAACCUGCCAAGAGAGGGCUGCCCACCAAAAAUCACGGACCAGGCAAGAAGGGCAUUAAUCAGAGACACAACAAAGAGACCAAAGAUAAUCCUGAAGGAGCUGCAAAGCUCCACAGCGGAGAUUGGAGUAUCUGUCCAUAGGACCACUUUAAGCCGUACACUCCAAAGAGCUGGGCUUUAUGGAAGAGUGGCCAGAAAAAAGCCAUUGCGUAAAGAAACGCAAACCCAACACCUCUCAUCACCCCAAGAACACCAUCCCCACAGUGAAGCAUGGUGGUGGCAGCAUCAUGCUGUGGGGAUGUUUUUCAUCGGCAGGGACUGGGAAACUGGUCAGAAUUGAAGGAAUGAUGGAUGGCGCUAAAUACAGGGAAAUUCUUGGAAUGGCCUAGUCAAAGCCCAGACCUCAAUCCAAUUGAGAAUCAGUGGUAUGACUUAGAGAUUGCUGUACACCAGCAGAACCCAUCCAACUUGAAGGAGCUGGAGAAGUUUUGCCUUGAAGAAUGGGCAAAAAUCCCAGUGGUUAGAUGUGCCAAGCUUAUAGAGACAUACCCCAAGAGACUUGCAGCUGUAAUUGCUGCAAAAGGUGGCUUUACAAAGUAUUGACUUUGGAGGGGUGAAUAGUUAUGCACGCUCAAGUUUUCUGUUUUUUUGUCUUAUUUCUUGUUUGUUUCACAAUCAAAAAUAUUUUGCAUCUUCAAAGUGGUAGGCAUGUUGUGUAAAUCAAAUGAUACAAACCCCCCCAAAAAAUCCAUUUUAAUUCCAGGUUGUAAGGCAACAAAAUAGGAAAAAUGCCAAGGGGGGUGAAUACUUUCGCAAGCCACUGUAUGUCUAUAGGCAGCAGCCUCUAAUGUGCUAGUGAUGGCUGUUUAACAGUCUGAUGGCCUUGAAAUAGAAGCUGUUUUUCAGUCUCUCGGUCCCAGCUUUGAUGCACCUGUACUGACCUCGCCUUCUGGAUGAUAGCGGGGUGAACAGGCAGUGGCUCGGGUGGUUGAUGUCCUUGAUGAUCUUUUUGGCCUUCCUGUGACAUCGGGUACUGUAGGUGUCCUGGAGGGUGGGUAGUUUGCCCCCGGUAAUGUGUUGUGCAGACCACAGCAACAAAAUGGAGUCGUGGUCAGAUUUGCCGAAAGGAGGGCGGAGGAGGGCCUUGUAAGCAUGAGCCCCCUGAAAAUGUUACUUCAUGUUUGUCCAUGCAGCCACACAGCAUACUGCAUUUCUUGAUUCUUAUGUGCUCAUAUUUUGGUCCUCUGUAGGUCCUCUGUAGCUCAGCUGGUAGAGCACGGCGCUUGUAACGCCAAGGUAGUGGGUUCGAUCCCCGGGACCACCCAUACACAAAAAAAUAAAAAUUUAUGCACGCAUGACUGUAAGUCGCUUUGGAUAAAAGCGUCUGCUAAAUGGCAUAUUAUAUUAUUAUUAUUAUUGUAUUAUUUUUCCUUUGCAAAGGUUAUGAUCCAAAUCCUCAAAGACAUGGGGAUAACAGAGUAUGAGCCCAGAGUGAUUAAUCAAAUGCUGGAAUUUACCUACAGUAAGUAUACAUUAAACUCUCCCAGGUUAGUUAUGCUCAGUGUGCAAUAUUGCAUGCUAGUAGACACAAAUGUAUCAAGACAAUGAACAGCUGUCAUUUAAUCUAAUUUGAUUUUACAGGAUAUGUGACAACUAUUAUCGAGGAUGCCAAAAUCUAUGCAACACAUGCCAAGAAGAACAUUGUGGAUGCUGACGACAUAAGACUGGCGAUCCAGUGUCGAAUGGACCAGUCCUUCACCUCCCCACCACCACGAGAUGUAAGAUCGAAUAGCAGUGCCAAGACAGACAUGACAUAUUUCCCUAUUCAAAUGUUCAUAAAUUAUCCAGACUAACUCCUAACUAUGUUGUCUUUGCGUAGUUCCUGCUGGACGUAGCUAGGCAGAAGAACCAGACCCCUCUGCCCUUGAUUAAGCCAUACACUGGGCCCCGCCUGCCCCCAGACCGUUACUGUCUUACUGCUCCUAACUACAGGCUUAAGUCCAUACAGAAAAAGGUAGCCUCAUGUUCUGCUUUGCAGAUUUUACUGCACUUGCAAUCAAUGUUUAUUGUAUUCCAUUCUGUUCUCUUUUGAGAAUCAUUCUGACUGUUCCUCUUCUGUGCAGGUGUCCUCAUCUGCGGGGAGAAUAACAGUGCCUCGCCUCAGUAUAGGAGCUGUGUCCAGCAGGCCCAGCACGCCUACGCUUGGUGAGGGACCCUUUCGUGCAAUCAGUCUUUUCACUCAUAGUCCUUAUAUUUGACAUUGGGAUGUGGGUUUGCUUCCUGGUGUGCAGCCCUGUUGCUACCAUAUCUGCUGUAUUUUCUGUUUCAUUGCAAAAACAUUUACUCCUUCCUUUUUGCAUGUUUCCAGGCACUCCCUCAGUGCAGUCAGUCACGACCAAAGUGGGGACGCCAGUGUCACUGUCGGGGCAGCGCUUCAGCGUUCAGAUCCCAUCCUCACAGACUGCAGCCUCCAAGUCCUGUAAGACUAACCUUAAUUUCACACUGUUAACUUGCUUCAGGGGUUGCGCUGUUCUUAACAAUUUUUUUAAUACAUAAUGUUUCCGCUAUCAUUUCCUAUGACCGAAAAGAGCUUCUGACAUCAGAACAGCUAUCACUAACCUCAAUUUUGACGAGGACUGCUACUUCAAUGAGUUGAAGGCGAAAUACAUUGAUUAUCCCGGACCAGGCCCAAAUCCCUGACACUCGAAGAAGGGGAAGACGGCUCUAUAGAGGCUGGCGUGCGGGCACCCUGAUGAGACUACGGCGGCGAUUAAAUAAGUCGCUUCUACCCUCUGUUCUAUUGGCGAAUGUGCAAUCGCUGGCGAAUAAACCUGGACGAGCUCCGUUCGAGACUAUCCUAUCAACGGGACAUUAAGAACUGUAAUAUACUAUGCUUGUCGGAGUCAAGGACAUGGAUAAUAUACAUCUAACUGGUUUUUCUAUUCAUCGGCAGGACAGAACGGCAGAGUCCUGUAAUAUCAGAGGGGGUUGGUGUGUGUCUCUUUUAUUAACAACAGCUCAUGCGCAAUCUCUAAUAUUAAAGAAGUCUCAAGGUUCUGCUCGCCUGAGUUAGAAUACCUCAUGAUAAUCUGUAGACCAUACUAUCUGUGUUUUUCGUAGCUGUUUAUUUACCAUCACAAACCAAUGCUGGCACUAAGACCUCACUCAGCGAGCUGUAUAGGGCCAUAAACAAACAAGAAAAUGCUCAUCCAGAGGCGGCACUCCUAUGGCCGGUGAUUUUAAUGCAGGAAACUGAAAUCCGUUUUACCUCAUAUCUACCAGCAUGUCAGCUGUGCAACUAGAGGGGUUGGGGGGGGGGACUCUAGAUCACCUUUACUCCACACACAGAGACGCAUACAAAGCUCUCCCUUGCCCUCUGUUUGGCAAGUCGGACCAUAACUAUCCUCCUGAUUCCUGCUUACAAGCAAAAACUCAAACAGGAAGCACCAGUGAUGCGCUCAAUACAGAAGUGGUCAGAUGAAGUGGAUGCUAAGCUACAGGACUGUUUUGCUAGCACAGACUGGAAUAUGUACCGGGAUUCUUCUGAUGGCGUUGAGGAGUUUACCACAUCAGUCACCAGCUUCAUUUAUAAGUGCACCGACGACGUCCCCACAGUGACCGUACGUACAUAUCACAACCAGAAGCCAUGGAUUACAGGCAACAUCCGCACUGAGCUAAAGGCUAGAGCUGCCGCUUUUAAGGAGCAGGACACUAAUCCGGACGCUUAUAUGAAAUCCCGCUAUGCCCUCAGAUGAACCAUCAAACAGGUAAAGCGUCAAUACAGGACUAUGAUCGAAUCCGACUGCACUGGCUCUGAUGUUCAUCGGAUGUGGCAGGGCUUGCAAACUAUCACGUAUUACAAAGGGAAACCCAGCUGAGAGCUGCCCAGUGACGUGAGCCUUCUAUGCUCACUUCAAGGCAAGCAACACUGAACCAUGCGUGAGAGCACCAGCUGUUCCGAACGACUGAAUGAUCACGCUCUCCGUAGCCGAUGUGAGUAAGCGCUUUAAACAGGUUAAUAUUCACAAGGCUGCAGGGUCAGACGGAUUACCAGGACGCGUACUUGGAGCAUGUGCUGACCAGCUGGCAAGUGUCUUCACUGACAUUUUCAACCUCUCUGAUCGUCUGUAAUAUGUACGUGUUUUAAGCAAAUCGCCAAAGUCCCUGUGCCUAAGAACGGCAAGGUAUGCAGCAGGAAUGUAACAUAGGCUACCCGUAUUACCAAAUCUCUCAGGCUCACAACAAGGUAUCUGGGAGAGAGAAUUCAGAGGAUGUUCUGAUUACUGGCCCCCAUGAUGAAAUCGGGGCGGGACUUUGGAUCUGUCUCCGUCCGUUAGCACGUUUGUAUGUUUGUCACACGUGAUAUCUCAGACUGGAAUGGCCCAUUUUUUUAUGAAACUUGGUUGUAUGGUGCAUUUCGAUCCGACAUUUUCAAAAUUACACUGAUUGGCCAGAUGGAGGCACUAUAACAAGCAAUUAGAAAUGCACAUUUCCAAAGGUGGUUUGUCCAAAAGUCAUGAAAUUCGGUACAUCGGUCCCUCUCCUCACAAGGAACAAAUUUGCCUCAGGGAUCCAUAAGGUCCGCCAUGAUGGAUAUUCCGGCAUUUUUUAAAAUGUUGUGAAAAAAACUUAACGCUACUCCCCUGGCACUGAAUGACCGAUCUGCAAAAACUUUAUAUGUGGCAUGUAUGGACAAAGGUCUCUCAACGCCAUAUAUUCCAGACUAGUACCUAAAACAACAUAGCCAUAUUGGCCAAUAAACUUUCAUGUGGUCUGACACAUAAAUCAGUCACAGAUAUUUGUAUUGUAACAAAAUUUGGUACACAUGUUGAAAACACUGUGAAGACACAACACAUGCAAGAACAUUCAUAUCGACCACAAGGUGGCGCUAUAACUUGCACGUUUUGUUACUAUCAGCAUAGUCUACUUUGAAUUUGCCGGGGGGGCUACAUCAUUCGUGGGGGACGAAAUGUUUACUGUUGCAUUGUUUUUAUACAGAUAAUAUCAGCAAUAUAUGUUUUUUUUACCUAGAUAGUACUUGCACUGUAUAUCUCUGUUGAUCCUCAAUAGCUGUAAUGGACACUGAGUAACAUUCAGGAUGUCUAGGUAAUUAAAUUUAGUUGAAUAGUGAUAGCAUUGGUAUUAAGUCUAUUACAGUACCAGAGCUUUAGAAUAGUGAUGGCUAUUUAUGACAUCAGUUUGGAAUAGUAUACUUAUGCCACUGUGGUGUCUGGUUGAUUAUAAUAUGGAAAUGUAGAUUAUGUGGUGGUUGAUGUAGCCUUAUUCUAUCCAACAUGAUUGAAUUGAAUGUAAUUUUGUUUGGGGGGGAAAUCUAUGUGAUAUUGGGGUGUGUGUAGUGGUCAGUUUCUGUAGUUUUACUGACUCCUCAUCAUAUAAUGAUCAAAGACGAAAGAGAUUGAGAGAAAUAUGACAGUGGGCAGACACAGAAACCUCUUGUCACACCUGCACCCGCUCCCCCUCCCUUGCGCUCGAGGGCGCCAGGCUGCCCAUCAUUACGCACACCUGUCACCAUCGUUACGCACAUCAGUGCUUCAUUGGACUCACCUGAAUUUCAUCACUGCUUGGUUACCUCCCCUAUAUCUGUCUGUUCCUCAGUUUGAUCCCGGUGUCUGCAUUGAUGUUGUUUUGUUUCUCUAGUCCAGAUGCUGUUCUUGCUUUGUUUCAUGUCUAUUUAUUAUUAAAUCCUCACCCUGUACUUGCUUCCUGUCUCACAGCGUCUGUCGUUACAUCAACACCAUCAUCCCAGGAACCCUGGACCCACUACAAUUCGCAUACCGCCCCAACAGAUCCACAAAUUAUGCAAUCUGUAUUGCACUCCACACUGCCCGUUCCCACCUGGACAAAAGGAACACCUACAUGAGAAUGCUGUUAAUUGAUUACAGCUCAGUGUUCAACACCAUACUGCUCUCCAAGCUCAUCACUAAGCUAAGGACCCUGGGACUGAACACCUCCCUCUGCAAAUAAUCCUGGACUUCCUGAGGGCCCCCCCAGGUGGUGAGGGUAGGCAACAACACAUCCGCCACGCUGACCCUCAGCACGGGGGCCCCUCAGGGGUGCAUGCUCAGUCCCCUCCUGUACUCCCUGUUAACCCAUGACUGCGUGGCCACACAUUACUCCAACACCAUCAUUACGUUUUCCAACGACACGACGGUUGUAGGUCUGACCACCGACGACGAUGAGACAGCCAAUGGAGGGAGGAGGUCAGUGACCUGGCAGUGUGAUGCCAGGACACCAACCUCUCCCUCAACGUGGGCAAGACAAAGGAGCUUAUUGUGGACUACAGGAAAUGGAGGGCCGAACUCGCCCCCAUUCACAUCGGGGCUGUAGUGGAGAAGGUCAAGAGCUUCAAGUUCCUCGGUGUCCACAUCACUAAGGACCUAGCAUGGUCCAAGCACACCAACACAGUCGUGAAGAGGGCAUGACAAUGCCUCUCCCCUUCAGGAGGCUGAAAAGAUUUGGCAUGGGCCCUCAGAUCCUCAAAAAGUUAUACAGCUGCACCAUUGAGAGCAUCUUGACUGGCUGCAUCACCGCUUGGUAUGGCAAAUGUUCAGCAUCCGACUGCAUACGGCCCAAUACAUCACUGGGGCCGAAUUCCCUAUCAUCCAGGACCUCUAUACCAGGUGGUGUCAGAGGAAGGCCCUAAAAAUUGUCAAAGACUCCAGCCACCCAAGACAUAAACUGUUCUCUCUGCUACCGCACGGCAAGUGGUACCAGUGCACUGAGUCUGGAACCAAAAGACACCUAAACGGUUUCCACCUCCAAGCCAUAAGACUGCUGAACAGUUAAUCAAAUGGCUACCUGGACUAUUUACAUUGACCCCCUUUAUUAUUUAUUUCUUUAUCUUAAUUGUUUUACACUGACUCCCUUGCACUGACUCCGUUGCACUGGCACAUUCACUAGACUACCCACUCACACAUACAACACACACACAUACACACUACAUACACAACACACAUGCUUAUUGAUGCCACACACUUUCACACUCUUCACAUACACUGCUGCUACUCUGUUUAUUAUAUAUCCCGAUUGCCUAGUCACUUCUACCCCUACCCACAUGAUACUGUAUUACCUCAACUACCUCGUACCCCUGCACAUUGACUCUGUACUGGUACUCUUUGUAUAUAGCCUCAUUAUUGUUUUUAUUGUGUUAAUAUUAUAUUAUAUAUUAUAUUUAGCAAAUAUUUGUCUUUUUUUAACUCUACAUUGUUGGGAAUGGGCUCAUAAGUAAGCAUUUCACUGUAAAGUCUACACCUGUUGUAUUCGGCGCAUGUGACCAAUACGAUUUGAUUUAAUUCAAGUCUCUCAGAUGUUUCAGUUCACUGAAUAAAAUGUGCGUUUUAAAUGUUCAUAAUAAAUCCUAAUAUUUUUGUCUUUGUUUUCGGACAGCCACACCAUCCACCCCAAUGGUACAAAACGUCCUCAUCAACCCCUCCCUGAUCGGCUCCAAGAAGAUCCUCAUCACCACCAACAUGGUGUCACAGAACUCGGCCAGCGAAUCGCUGAAGAGGAAGCAUGAAGACGACGAUGACUAUGAUGCAUUAUGACCUCAUGGAUAAUCUGAAAAAGGAGUCAACGAGAUGAAAUCAAGAGUGUGCUGUAAAUAUAGUAGAAGGUAGUUUUGAGGUUAGCCAGCAAGCCUACAAUUCCCCCAGCACUGUUGUGGACAUUUAGUAAGUGUAGUGUCAUGCCUGUUUGCCACUAAUUUUGUAUAUAAAAAUAAAAAAGUU
Messenger RNA from Coregonus sp. 'balchen', 9137 nucleotides. The record is from the annotation of a GenBank genome assembly. NCBI's taxonomy places the organism in Eukaryota, Metazoa, Chordata, Actinopteri, Salmoniformes, Salmonidae.